Messenger RNA from Phytophthora nicotianae INRA-310, 4413 nucleotides. RefSeq lists its product as hypothetical. The transcript has 9 exons. The record is from RefSeq and is a predicted model, not a curated record. Lineage: Eukaryota; Oomycota; Peronosporomycetes; Peronosporales; Peronosporaceae. Gene Ontology annotation, molecular function: protein binding. Bases 1 to 4413 code for a protein of 1470 amino acids.
AUGAGUGCGUUGUUGCUGCGCUGGCUGAAUGACGAGCUCAAACUGCAUCGCAAAGUGGAGGUACUGGAGCGUGAUGCUAGCAACGGGUACAUCAUCGCCGAGGUGCUGCAUCUCCAAGGUCUGGAGCCCCAGUUCGAGAGUUACGAGAACACGUCAACUACAGCAGCCAAGAUCCAUAACAUGGAGCUUCUGGGCGAGAAACUCGAGGCUCUGGGCAUUCCGUUCCCCGUGAACACUCGUCGCGCCAUCAUGAUGGAGAAUCGCGCUGCGGUGCUUCAGUUUCUGCUACAACUCAAAGAUUUCCUUGGAAAACUAUCAAAAAGAAGACCGGAGAGUGCAAAAGCCAAAGUGAUUCCGUCAGAGCAAUCUACAAAAGCCGCGCUAGCCAAGUCGAGUAGACCAUCGCGUGAUGUAGAAGAGCGUUUUUUGGUCGAGACGACGAAGAAAUUCCACCCAAAAGAGAUCCGCUUCAAUAAGGACAUCGACAUGGCCGUGUACCUGCGUAAGUUCCAACAGACUCAAUGGCAAGCGGAAAACGAGCGCGACAAUUUCAAUCAGCAGGCCACGAUGGGUAAGAAUGCAAAUUCUGCGACUGGAUACGCUGCUGCUCGUGCUCAUCUGCAAGAAAAGGCUCAGUUCAUGCGUGACUGGGAUCAUGAACAUCAUGAAAAGUGGAAGCACACACAACGUCUCUUUUUGUCUACAGAGCGUGAUGAUCUGCGACUUGAAUUAACUUUGGAAGCUAGAAGACAGAUCUACAAGGAGUCGAAGCUGGCUGAGAGUCAACAAGAUGGCGCUGUCGGUGUCGUGGAGUUCGAGAAGAAUAUGAACAGACUUGGACUUGCAUCCGGUGGAGCAGAACAACCUCUCCGCGCCAUUCCAGCUAGUGAUACUGGUGCACUUGCACACUUUCACAGUCUCGAGAAACGAGUUGAGGGUCUUGAUUUUCGACCUUCCAGCAAUGUGAAAAUGAUGAAAGAACUGCGUAAACGACGCAAAGCGCAGUUGGCAGCAGAGAAAGAUCGACGCAUGAGGCGGCAGAAAGCGUUAGCAGACCAGAAAAAGUCGAUUGAAACUCACGAAACAGGGCGAGUACAUGAUAAGGAUCAAGACAAUAGUCAGAAUCCGGACGGCACGCACCCAAUACCGUUGUCAGAGGAUACAAAUAAAGCUGAAACAACUGUGAAUCCUCGUGAGAAAUAUCUCGAAGACAAACGCGCAGAGCUGGAGGAGAAUUAUGCUCGGUUACGGGAGUGUGGGAGUAUGAGGCGAGAAGAAGACAGGAUAGUACUUGACGAGCUUCGCUCCACGAAACGGAAUAAGGAACGACUCCGUGGGUGGGAAGUGUGCUCCGAUGCAGUCGACGAUUUGAUCUCGUUAGCGUUCGAAAUUGUCUCGUCCAGUGAUAGAGACGUCUUGGAUAUAGAGCCGCUAACCUUUCUACAAGUGGCUCCACCACUGCCAACUCUGUCUGAUCAAGGUGGUGAGGAAGUGCGUUAUGAGUUGGAUAUGUCCAUCCAAAACUUCUUGUCUUGCUCAGAAAUAUGGGCUACGCUUCCACUCCAGUCCACAUUCUCUACGUACGACGUAAGAGCCGACAUCCAAGCUCUGCGUGACAGUUGGGCUGAUCCGACUAUAGCAUUGGACACGUCUUGGAAUCGCCCUCCGUCCUUCAUGCUACUGAGUGUAUUCACUGAGGAUGAAAGUGGAACUGAACUCGCCCAACGAAUUGCAACUGAGCACCAAUUGGCAUUCCUGCAACUUGAUCCUCUCGUGGACGAAUGCGUCAAGAUGAGUUACGAACCCCAAAAGCUCGGAGAUCAAGCAGCUUCGCUUAGUGACCGUGAGCGGGAACUCGGCGUCUUUGGCCCAAAAAUCACAGCUCUUCGCCAAAAGAAUUUGCCAAUACCCGAUACUCUAGCUGUAGAGAUCAUUGCAAAUGCAGUGUCACUGUGCCGAAGAGAAGCUGUAGCAUAUUCACUUGAAGAUGCUGCAAGCACAGUACCGAACGGAUGCAUGUUACACAAUUUUCCAAGAACAGUGGACGAAGCUAAGAUGCUGGAAAAAGCUAUUCUGGCAGACCUUCCGACCGAAGAAAGUGACUCAAAUACUGCAGUAAACAACAGCACAGCUCUUCCAGAGGAAGAAAGUAUUCCUGCCAUUAUAUCGGCUUGGGAUUGCGUUAUGUCAAUAUCUCCCGACAAUACUGCAGUGGUUGAGCAACCAGAUGCAAACAAAACUCUACAAGGUUCCGACUCAUCAUCAACUUUAGCUACCAAGCCCACGUCGUCGACGUCAAAGCUAAUAUCUGCCGGAAGUCAGCGGAGACUCGCACUUGAAGAGGAGCAACGCGUUCGUAACGAAGAGCAAAGAGCGAAUCUACAGGCUUACUGGAGUCAAACGACUCGACAUAUUCAGAUUAAGCAACCUGGACUGCAUCGCGAUGUGUUAGCAGAAUUCGUUCACUUAUCCAUCAACGUGUUUACACAGCCAUCGUACAAAAUGAUUCCAGGAUUGAUCGAGUGUGGAGCCAAUUGUAUACCAGAACAGCUGAAGGAGGAGCGUGACAAGAGAUGCAAGUCAAUGAACGUUGUUGACCGAGUCAUGUGGUUGAGAGCCUCAAAAGAGAUAGAGCUUGAGGACGAUUUCUUUCAAAAUCUUGCUGAAAUGUUGCAAAAGUUAGAAAAAAAUAUGCAGCAGAAAAUCUGCGAACCGAUGGCGACAAUUCGAUCGAUUAUUCAAGCUAUCUCGACGCUGGCAGUCGCUGCGGAGCUAGAACUCGAGAACGAGCUAUUCGGUGGUACCACUCCAUUCCAAGCUCUUUUGGAUCAAGCAGCGACAAAGGUGAAGACUGCCACUGGUCCAUCAAAACAAGAGCGCAUCUUGACAGAUCUCGAAGUCUCUCUCGGCGAUAUGACAGACUCUCACCGCGUAGCAGGCAACGAAUUCGUGGAUGCUUUUGCACAAGAUCCUUUUCCAGAAGUGAUUCGAGCUGUGGAUAUCGUGUACAAGUGUCUGCCCUCGAUCUGCUUUUAUCUCAAAGAUUUCGCCAUGCAAAAACUGGAGCUAUUACGCACUCAGCUGUACGAUCGUAUUCCGUUCCUUAGUGAAAAUCUGGACGAUUCUGGAUGUAAAGUGGUUCUAUCAAAGAUAAUACCUCGAGAGGCAAUGACUGCAGCCUCUGAAUUGGGUGGCGAUAAAGCUGGAGGAGAAUUCGCACAGGUUGCUAGCGAUGAGGUGUUGAGUAUCUUCAGUCAAUUAGCGUCCGAGUAUUCUAUUCACUCGACUGAUGAACUUCCAGCACACCAGUACGCUCUAAGUGAGACGAAUGUGACUACAGAAGAGAUCACGCGUCUGCUACAGCGUGUAACAUUGCUCUGUCGAUUCGCGGAUCGAUUGAGACAAUCGACAGGGCAGCUCUAUGCGAGUGACGUUCAGAAUCUCCAGCAAACCGUUCGACAAGAUAUCCACACGAAAGACAAGGCAAUCGCCGAGGUCAUGGCGGAGAUCAGAGCACAUGGCUGUGCCACUUGGCCUAUUCGAGAUCUGGAGAUCAGUUCAAUGUCUGAUAUUGCAACACGUCUGUCACGAGCUCAAAAGGAGAACUUCCUCACUAUUACUCAGCUUAGUGCUCUUGUACACGCUUGUGAGACGUGGGAACUCUCUGAUCCCAUCGCAGCAAGUGCAUUUGGCGGUGCAGGUAUAGCGAGUGACAUGUUCGUCGCGUUGAUCCUUGAAGUGGCUGCAAAAGAAGAUUUUCCUGUACGCUGGAGAGAUGCUAGCGCUGUUGCAGCCGUCACACUCCAACAGUGUUCUACUAGAGGGGCUGUGUCGUGGAGGAAGUUCGUUUGGUCAUUAUUGUGCAUCCAGUUGACAGGGAUUCCUUCACUAGAGGAUAUUUUGGCGUACCAACAACGAGCAUUGACACUAAUCAAGCGUCAGCGUCAAGAGGCAAAGGAAGAAUCCAGCAACGCCUCCCUCUCUCGUGCAGAUUUCUGGCAGCUCCCAUUGUGGAUUGAAGAACGCAGCAACACCAAAGGCAAACAUAACCCGGAAAAGAUUAAGGAAUUAGUAUUCCAGCUCUUCGCUGCGGCGGCAGAUCAAGUAGAUCUGCUACCGAUGCUGCUAUGCUGGUGUGUGCAUCCGUCCUGCUCUUUCAACAUCCGUCACGACCUGGAAGAGUUUACGCCUCGCUACCCUCGAGGCCUGCUCCGAGUCUUUCGACUGCUGCGUCAAUACUCUGCUGUUCAUGGGGCCACGCCUCAGUGUUUCUCGGCCUUAUUUGCAGUCGCUGGAGCUGUAGAGCAGCCACCAUCACUCGAGUCCUUCGAUUCGUUCUACUGCAAUUGUCCUGCUGAUUUCCAUCGCUUCUACGCGUUGCAGAACCCACUUGAGGCUCUGGCUCAGCUCUAG